AUGGGUGCGGCCGCUGCGCGAGCAGCAACCAGGGCAGCUACGUCCUCAGUGCGUCCUCGAGCAUAUCAAGCUUUCCGUCUCGCUCGACCCUUCUAUAGUCCUUUGGUUGGGCGCCAGAUAACCUCGCGACGGACAUAUUCCUCCCCUUCGGACUUUUCUUCGACAAGGUUGACAGUGGUGCAGUUGCUCAGUAACAUUGGAUCUAAGAGGGAGGUUCAACAGUAUCUAUCACACUUCACUUCGGUCUCCUCGCAACAGUUUGCCGUUAUCAAGGUCGGUGGAGCUAUUUUGACCGAGCACCUUCAGACUCUCUCUUCGGCUCUCGCAUUCUUGAAUCAUGUCGGACUUUAUCCUGUGGUUGUCCACGGGGCAGGCCCGCAAUUGAACAAGAUCCUAGAAAAUUCGGGGGUUGAGCCACAAUUUGAGGAUGGAAUCCGCGUAACAGAUCCCAAGACGUUGGGUAUUGCACGAGCGUUGUUUCUGGAGGAGAACCUGCGCUUGGUGGAAGAACUCGAACGAUUAGGCGUCCGCGCAAGACCAAUCACCUCCGGAGUCUUUACAGCAGACUACCUCGAUAAAGAGAAAUACAAUCUUGUGGGCAAGAUCAAGCAUGUUGACAAGAGGCCCAUCCAAGCUGCAAUCCAAGCUGGCUGUCUCCCGAUCCUGACGUCUAUGGCCGAGUCGGAGGCAGGCCAAGUCCUAAAUGUCAAUGCUGAUGUUGCCGCGGGCGAGCUAGCUCGAUCACUCCAGCCUCUGAAGAUUGUCUACCUGUCUGAGAAAGGUGGACUGUUCAAUGGGGAUACGGGGGAGAAAAUCUCCGCCAUCAACCUGGACGAGGAGUAUGAUCACCUCAUGACACAGUGGUGGGUGCGACAUGGGACGAGGCUGAAGAUCAAAGAAAUGAGAGAGCUCCUGAUGGAUCUGCCCCGAAGCUCCAGUGUCGCCAUCAUCCACCCUGCAGAUCUCCAGAAGGAACUCUUCACGGAUUCUGGUGCAGGCACUUUGAUCCGCCGAGGAAACAAGGUCCAUGUCAACACCUCUAUUGACGAAUUCAAGGAUAUUGAGCAGCUGAAGGAAGUCCUCAUUCGCGAUCGUGCCAGCCUCGAUGCCCGUGCUGUCGUGGAUCGAUACGUCAAAACCCUUCGCAGCCGAGAGUUCAAGGCCUAUUUCGACGAGCCCAUGGAAGCUUUAGCUAUUGUCUUACCGCCCAAUGGAGAAACCUCGCUGGCUCAUUUGGCAACCUUGACCAUUACCAAGAAUGGAUGGCUGACCAAUGUGGCGGAUAACAUUUUCGCUGCCAUCAAGAAAGAUUUCCCCAAGUUAAUGUGGACAGUCAAAGAGGACGAUGAGAAUUUGACCUGGUUCUUUGACAAAGCCGAUGGCAGCCUUUCCAAGGAUGGCGAGGUUCUCUUUUGGUAUGGUCUCGAGACGAGUGAAGAGGUCAAAGAUUUGAUGGUCGAAUUUACAAAGCAUGGCCGUCAAAUGUUCGGUGAUAUCAACCUCGAGUCCAGGCUGCAAAGGGCUGCAAGGGCCGCAGCAAACUUAGCCAGCAGCGCUGCUCAAUCUGCAGGACUGACACAGAAGCGAGCAUUCUCGACGCAGGCCAAUCCUUUGAGAGCAGCCAGGCGGGCCAGAUAUGUCACUAAACCAGCUCUCUGUGUUCGUACCUAUGCUACGACGAACCCCAACCCACCUCUUGGCUCCAAGAACAGCUCGAAUGACAAGCCUUCUAGAGUUGCUUUAAUUGGGGCGAGAGGUUACACUGGCAAGGCUCUGGUGGACCUUCUCAAUCGCCAUCCUCACAUGGAUCUUCGUCAUGUCUCAUCACGAGAGCUUGCGGGAACUAAACUCAGUGGCUAUGACAAGCGGGAGAUCAUCUAUGAGAAUUUGAGUGUUGAAGACGUCCGACAGAUGGAGGAAAAUGGAGAUGUCGAUUGUUGGGUUAUGGCCUUGCCCAAUGGUGUCUGCAAGCCAUUUGUCGAUACCAUUGAUCAAGUUGGGAAGAACAGCGUCAUCGUCGACCUUAGUGCCGAUUACAGAUUCGACCCUGCGUGGACUUACGGCCUUCCUGAGCUCGUUGACCGAUCUGCCAUCGCUCAAGCCAGAAGAAUCUCAAACCCUGGAUGCUAUGCGACAGCAGCGCAGCUCGGUAUAGCUCCUCUAGUCCCAUAUCUUGGAGGACAGCCAACAGUUUUUGGAGUCUCUGGCUACUCCGGCGCGGGCACAAAGCCAAGUCCAAAGAACGACGUCAACAAUCUGACAGACAACAUCAUCCCUUACAGUCUGACAGACCAUAUUCACGAACGGGAGAUCUCUACCCGACUUGGUACCCCUGUUGCUUUCAUCCCUCACGUUGCUGUUUGGUUCCAAGGCAUCCACCAUACCAUCAACAUCCCGUUGAAGGAAGAGAUGACGUCUCGCGAUAUCAGGAAUUUGUAUCAGGAUCGCUACGCAGGGGAGAAGCUGGUCAAGAUUAUCGGGGAGGCUCCUCUGGUGAAGAAUAUCGCACAUCGCCAUGGUGUCGAAAUUGGCGGGUUUGCAGUUCACUCGAGUGGCAAGAGAGUGGUUGUCUGCGCCACGAUCGACAAUCUCUUGAAGGGUGCAGCAACACAAUGUCUCCAAAACAUGAACCUAGCUCUUGGGUAUGGUGAAUAUGAGGGAAUCCCACUUGAAUGA
This is a messenger RNA of Capronia epimyces CBS 606.96, 2676 nucleotides long. RefSeq names its product protein Arg-6, mitochondrial. Gene Ontology annotation, cellular component: mitochondrial matrix; mitochondrion; cytoplasm. Gene Ontology annotation, biological process: L-arginine biosynthetic process. Bases 1 to 2676 code for a protein of 891 amino acids. Gene Ontology annotation, molecular function: NADP+ binding; arginine binding; NAD binding. Lineage: Eukaryota; Fungi; Ascomycota; Eurotiomycetes; Chaetothyriales; Herpotrichiellaceae. The record is from RefSeq and is a predicted model, not a curated record. The transcript has 2 exons.